AUGAAAAUUGCGCAAACUCAUCUUCCGAAAAGAGACAAAAAACGAUUACUAAAAGAAAUUCGGAACGAUAUUUCUAUGUUGCAAAGAGCAGAGACGGAAACAGAAUUUUUGAAAGUUGGUCAGCUUGUCCUACAGAAGUACAACGAUCUUGGCGCAAAAACAUUUGCUUCUAAGGUGAAGCCGUGGGUGACGGCAGACGGCGCAGAAAAAAAGUAAGAAUACAGUACAUUAUCUGUUACUUUUAGGCAUCGUUUCUAUGAGGGUGCUACACAGCACGGCUCCACCAACAAUGGAGCUGAAAGUUACCAUGGAAAGUUUAAAGACUCAAUAACUGAAAGGGAACGAGUAGAUUUCAAACAUAUGGUGCCGUUGUUAAGAGACGAACUAGUAUCGAGAUCUCUUGAGGUCGAGAGAAACCUUCCUGAAAAACCUGCAGUGGAUCUGUCAGCUGCAAGAAAAGCAUUCGUUAUGCAUGUGAAUUCGCGAGCGGAUCCCAAUUUUUUGAAGUACCUGAAGUUUAAGUCAGGUAAGCAAGGCCACAAGACUAAAACCUAAAAUAUAGGACGGUAUUACUUGAUUCAGUCAUCAACUGCCGAUGAAAGCGUUGAUCUUCUGAAAAAUUUCAACGAUUUAAAACAAGCCAAUUUUAAUUCUCUUGAGUCCUACAAAGCCUUAAAAGGAUCAUUUUACAUGCUUCGAAAAUGUGGUACGUAUUAUUCGUGUUCUUGCCCCGUUGGGCAAAAAUCGGCGACUCAAUGUAAGCACGCAGUCUUUAUUGCAAAAAAAGAAGGACUCCAUGACUUCACUGAACAAGAAAAGGAUCGGACCAUCAGGUUUACUGGAAACCCACCCGGAAGACCUCGGCGCGCUGCAGGAAGAGGCGCUUUAUCCCAAAAAUGA
Bursaphelenchus xylophilus (pine wood nematode) is the source of this 900-nucleotide messenger RNA. NCBI's taxonomy places the organism in Eukaryota, Metazoa, Nematoda, Chromadorea, Rhabditida, Aphelenchoididae. The record is from the annotation of a GenBank genome assembly.